CCCAGCAUAUUGAAUUGUGUGACAUCGUGAGAUUUUGUUUGAUAAAGGAGGUAUCCACUCAUUGUUGAAGUCUUAUAAGGUGACUGAACUGUAUGACCAGGUUGAAUUUGCUCAUCUGAAAGAGAAUGUCAUUUUCUUUUGGUUCUGGUCAACAAACCACACAAGCACCAUCAGGGUUUACCUUUGGACAACCUCAACAACAACAGUCUACAGGUUUCUCUUUUGGAACUCCUGCAACUACCACUAGUUCAGGAUUCUCCUUUGGAAACACACAAGCAUCUCAACCUUCUUCAGGGUUCUCUUUUGGGAAUCCAACCUCAACUGGCUUUAAUUUAGGAAGUAACCCAAGUUCUGGUGGCUUCAGCUUUGGAAACUCUAAUCCAACUUCAGGUGGCUUCAGUUUUGGAAGCUCUAAUCCAUCUUCAGGUGGAUCAACAGGUGUUACUCCUGGAAACACUGGUGCAGCUAGUGGAUUUUUUGGCCUUGGAGCUCAGAAUGCCUCUGCAACUGGAGGGGUUGCUGGAGUUCCAGCAGGUGGAACCAGCACAUUUGGAUUUGGUAGCAACCCUGCCACUUCAGGAGCACAGCCCACCUUUGGAACUGGCUUAAGUCAGACAACUUCAGGAGGUGGUGGCUUCAGUUUUGGAACCAACACAACUACCACAUCUAGUACUGCUUCAUUGGGAACUGCUGCUGUUACUUCUGCUUCAAUUGGGUUGCCAUUAUCAACACCGACGGGAGGUUUUAAUUUUGGGGUCCCUGCUACUACCACAUCUGGGGGCCUGUCUUUUGGAACCACUUCAACUACUACGCCUAGUGGAGGGAUUUUUGGAGGAACAUCAGGAAUAACAUUUGGAGCUACGCCUUCCCAAAUAGGUACUACAACAGUAGGAGCUACAGUGACAACUACUACAAAACCAACAGGUUUAACAUUUGGGAUUCCUCUUGCAUCUGGACCAGCACCAUCAGUAACAACAUCUGCUGCAACAGUUCUUCAGUUUGGAGUAACUGGACAGGCUGCUGUUACCACUGCAUCUUCCUCUACAGGAUUUGGGAUUCUGCAAACAUCCACAUCAGGAAUCACUGGUCAACCUGCAACAACUUCAGUUACUAAGACAACUAGUACAGGUUUCUCAUUUGGUGCAGUACCUUCCUUUCUCAGUAGUACUUCAACAGCUACAACCAGUACUUCUGAUGGUUUCAAUAUUGCAAUGAGUAAACCUUCCAGCACGGUAACCUCAGCAUCUGGCUUUUCCUCACUUGUAACAACAACGACUUCCACAUCAAUAGGAGGUACAGUUUCUACUGCUACACCUGCUACUACAAUGAACUUCAGGCAAUUAGAAGAAUCCAUCAAUAAAUGGACGUUGGAACUUGAAGAACUUGAAAGAACAUUUCUUAACCAAGCUACCCAAGUUAAUGCAUGGGAUCGUUUACUUAUUUCAAAUGGUCAGAAGAUAACUGCUUUGAAUGAAGCAGUGGAAAAGGUAAAGCUGGAUCAACAGAGGUUGGACCACGAGUUAGAUUUUAUUGUAGCCCAACAGAGAGAAUUAGAAGAGUUGUUGGUGCCACUUGAGAAAAGUGUAGAGUCAGCCCCACAUCUCUCAGUUCAACAGCAUGCAGACCUGGAAAGAGAACACACAUAUCAUCUAGCUGAAAACAUUGAUGGUCAGCUAAAGAGAAUGGCUGAGGAUAUUAAAGAAAUAAUUGAACGACUAAACACUUCCAGUAAAAGCCAGGAAGAAGUUGAUCCUAUGCAACAGAUGUCAAAGAUUCUCAGUGUUCAUAUGGAUGCCCUACAAUGGAUUGAACAGAACUCAGGAAUUGUUCAAAGAAAGAUUGAAGAAAUUGGAAAAAUCUCUGAAAUCGAAAGAAGAGAUCAAGAUAAGACCUUCAGGAUGUAAGACUGAUGAUGAGAACAAUACCCCCAAGUUCUUUGAAAUAAUGCUUUUUUUAUAUUUUAAAUGUUUCUGCUAAUUUUCAUUGUGUUCUUACAGCAUUAGUUAUACCUUAUAAAUCAUGAUUUCAAAAAUAUAACAAAAGAACAUUGUCACCCAUUAUUUUUCAUUCUUCUAAUAAAAAUAAAAGCUCUAUAUAUUUUUGGUUUUAUUAAUCUGAGACUUGGCAGUGAACAGUCCUUUUCAUCCAUUCCAUGAAACACAGUAUCAAAAUAUCUCAAAUAUUUUGACAUGGAACUAUCCAUUAUAUACAUCAUUCAAGUAAUAUCUUGUAAUCUGUAUUACAAUAUACUUUCUUUUCCUGGUGAUAAAAAGUUUGAAGAAUGUGUAUGUAUUACUUUUAAAAAUAAACUUCAAAAUACUUUUUGAACUAAUGAUAUUAUGACCUUCAUUCUAGUGUGGUACUUGUGGUUAAAUAUUUUUUAAAGAACAAUUAUAAUAUUCAUAGAGAACAUUCUAACUUUUAGUAAAUUGUCAGUAUUGUGGAGAUCAAUAAUGUCUUAGUCAGAAAGUUGUUUGUAUUAUAGAGAUCAGUAAUGUUUUAAUUAGAAAGUUGUCAGUAUUGUUGAGAUCAGUAAUGUUGUAGUUAGAAAGAUGUCAAUAUUGUGGAGAUCGGUAAUGUCUUGGUCAGAAAGUUGUCAGUGUUAUGGAGAUCCAAAUUGCUAGAGUCAGAAAGUUUUCAGUAUUGUUGAGAUCAGUAAUGUUCUAGUCAGAAGACUCAGUAUUGUUCUAGUCAGAAGACUCAGUAUUGUUGAGAUCAGUAAUGUUCUAGUCUGGAAGUUGUCAGUAUUAUGGAGAUCAAUAAUGUUCUACUCAAAAGUGGACAGUCUUGUGAAGAUAGCAAUGUUUUAAUUAGAAAGUUGUCACUAUUGUGUAGAUAGUAAUGUUCUUGAUAGGAAGUUGUCAGUAUUGUAGAGAAGUAAUGUCAUACAGAAUGUCUUGUCUUGCUCAGUAACUUAGGACUCCAUUUUCAAGGUGCAUAUUUUAAAUUAAGAUUUAUAGAUUGCUGAAGUUUCAAUAUUUUUUUUCAGAGUAAUUGUUGUGCAUUUGAAUCUUAAAUCUAAAGAAACUUUUGGAAGCUUGGAUUAAAAGCACUUUCCUAUUCACUGAUGCCCUCAGAAACUCGUAUGCAAACAAAUGACUAAGCUUAUAAUGGAGUUAACCAUUGUAAAAUGAUGUAUAAAGAAAAUUAAACUGCAUUGCUAAAGA
Messenger RNA from Limulus polyphemus (Atlantic horseshoe crab), 3167 nucleotides. It is a transcript of the gene Nup62, whose product is annotated as nuclear pore glycoprotein p62-like. Gene Ontology annotation, biological process: protein import into nucleus; RNA export from nucleus. The record is from RefSeq and is a predicted model, not a curated record. The transcript has 14 exons. Bases 126 to 1904 code for a protein of 592 amino acids. Gene Ontology annotation, molecular function: structural constituent of nuclear pore; phospholipid binding. Lineage: Eukaryota; Metazoa; Arthropoda; Merostomata; Xiphosura; Limulidae. Gene Ontology annotation, cellular component: nuclear pore central transport channel; nuclear pore.